Molecule: messenger RNA, 4705 nt
Organism: Hypomesus transpacificus
Lineage: Eukaryota; Metazoa; Chordata; Actinopteri; Osmeriformes; Osmeridae
Product: piggyBac transposable element-derived protein 4-like
Exons: 2
Coding region: 2107-3903 (598 amino acids)
Source: RefSeq, a predicted model, not a curated record
GGGGGGGGCAGAUAGGUAUUCUCAACAUGGGGGGGGACACGACCCCCCCAAAGAAUGCGUGGUUACGCCCUUGGCCAUAGGGUUGCCACCCACAGACAUAUAUCCAUGUUGCCACCCGUCCGUUAAAAUACGGAAUCGUCCCAUAUUUGAGAAUAAAAUAGCGCGUCCCGUUUUGAAUCAAUACGGGACAGGGUUUGGUCUAAGUCGGGGGUUUGGUCGGGGGUUUGGUCUAAGUCGCUCUGGAUAAGAGCGCCUGCUAAAUAACUAAAUGUUCGUCCCGUAUUUUCAAAGUUAACUUCAACUCAGCAUCCCAUGCAAAUCAUCCCACCUGCAUUCUGUGAAGACCCGUCCUAUUCUACCCCUGAUUGGGUAAUACUCGCUGCCAUCGUUGGUUUGAUCGGUUUGUUUCAAUUCACGGCCAAUCAGAGUCAGAGGAGGGCGGGUCUCUGGCAGAGAGUCGAUUUGAAAGAAUGGCGCACGCAGCCCCAGAUACCCCCCACGUAAUAAGAAGUAGGCUACACUUAUUAAAGGAAGUGGGCUUGACAUGCUCCAAUACUGCACACUACUACUUCUGGUCAACUGAUAGGGUUGCCAACCAUCCCGAAUUGUCCGGAACAUCCCAAAUUAUGGGUGAUUUUGAUUUGUCCCGUCAGCAACAGCUCCAGUCCCGUAUUCCAAUCACAACCUCGCCGGCCAAUAAUAGGCUCCUGUAAACGCGCCAAAACUCACACAAACGUUGCUAUGGGACACGGUUGUUCCUUGUUGGUGACAGUGUGUGUGAACUGGCCACUGGUGAGGGUUAUCGUGUGUCAAAAUGAGAAUCUUGUAAUAACUGUCUUGACCAUUACUAUGAACAACACAUCCAAGCGAGUACAGUAGUGGUUUGUCAAAAUUGCACUGAAAUUAGUAGGUUUAUGGUAUGGUUAAUGAAAGCUUUCGAUUUCCGUUGUUGUUGGUCAGCUAUUGGCAUGCGCACGCGCACCCCUUGGGGUUGAGGAGGUUUCAGUCACUAAUUUCACAGGUAGAAUAUAAAAUUUACUGAGAAGCAAAUCAUGGAAUUUGCUUAAGACGUUCAAAUUGUCUGUCUUAAGAUAAUUUAGGUUGAAGUAGGCUACUUUUGUUAGACCUUAACUUUAUUGAUAAAAAAACAUACACCAUCUUAAUACAUUUAAGUAGACUUUUUCGACAUUGUUUUACUAUUAACCUAUAUGUGAACCAAUAACCUUUUACAUGGUUUUUGUGUCGGGAAUUUGAAGAUAUGCAUGGAUUUAGGUUAGUUUUGUAGGUUAGACUUACUGUUAACUAUUUAUGCAAUAUAAAGUUGCAUAUAUAUUCAAUCUGGUUACUGCAGAAAUGCACAACAUUUGCUAUAAUGAGGUUUUGAAAGUGUUUUUAACAGUUAUGGUAAAAAUGUGUCCGAAUUUUGACAAAUGUGCUGCAAAUACUGUGUUCUGUAUGAGAAUGAUACAUUCAAUAGUCAUUCAAUGCAUUUUGUGUGGAAGCAAUGAACAAAAUAUGAUUCACAGUAGGUUUGCCCUAUUUCAGAAAUCAUUGUUCAUCAUUGUUUAAUGAACACUAUAUGUUUUAGUUCUAAAUUUGUUUUCUGUAAAUGUUAUAUUUUUGACUGAUAAUGAGAUUAUAUAGGCUACAUGUAUAGUCUAUGGCAUUACGCCAGAAACUCCGUGGUGAAUCAUCGUCUCUCAGCUGUGAUAUUUCUUUGAAGGUUUCUCCGUCAUUACUUCUGAUAUCUUGAUGUCGAAAUGGCCACUGCACUAUGACCUUUUUAUUGACACCUCAUUUCACUAAACAGGAGCUUCUAGGGCGUGUCCAUAGCCUUCAAUAGCCAACGAAAGACCGCUUUGAAAGGAAUCCCCCCCCCCCUCACCCCCACUCUUUCCACCGUAGAAAGGUUGAGCCAAUUACAACCGGUUAUUUGGAUAUCUUCUACGUCGUAUAGCCAAUGAAAUUCUGAAAACCGCUUUAGACGGAAGUUUCAAAGCUGCAUAUAAGAAGACCAUUCGUAUUUACCCCAUGAUUUGUGCGUCGGUACGUGGAAAGAAUAUAAGUGUAGUUUUGGUCGCUGUUGAGACUUUUGGAACUUGAAUUAUGGCAAAGUGGAUUGGUAAAGUGGAAAGCGACCAGUCUGAGGAUGAUGUAUCCGAAAUAAAUACUGAUGUAUCAGAUCCAGACUACGAGGCAGAGGAGAUAUCCAGAAACAUUGCUCUCGACAAGCUGGUUGAGGAAUCGGAAAUCGAUUGGGAGCAGGAUUGUUGUGCACCACUCAGCAGGUAUUCAGAUGAAGAGGAGGAGCGGGAGCAAGGCAGCACCUCGUCAAGAGGAGGGGGGAGGGGCGGCGGUCAACCUGGAGUAUUUACAAGCACACCUGAAGAGAGAUGGAAUGAUGUUGAUGUUCCAGACAUAACACCACCACAGCCUACCUUCGCACCAAACAACCCACCUGGACCCCAGCUCGACCAAACAGCGUCCUAUACAGUCCUGGAGCUCUUCCAACUUUUUUUUACUAACUCUGUUUUACAUACAAUCGUUCAAAACACAAAUGACUAUGGCCCGACUCGCCACUCGACAGCAGGGAAACCAUGGAUUGACCUGACAUUGCAGGACAUGUUUUCAUACCUGUCUGCGAUCAUCUACAUGGGACUAGUAAAAUGCUCUGCAUUGACUGAUUACUGGCGAGGGGGCAAACUGUACAGCUUCUUGUUCACAAAACAGUUAAUGACCGGUAAGAAGUUCAUAUUAAUCUCCCGGGCCCUUCGCCUCAGUAGCAUGGCGGACAAUGAGGCUAACAAGCAGAAGAUUGGCACAGAAGCCUUCGAUUGUUUUAGCAAAAUCAAGCCACUUUACCAUGAGAUUAGAGAGGCCUGCAAAAGGAACUACCACCCUGACCAGGAGAUUGCCAUCGAUGCUCGAACGGUCUACAUUGGGGGCAGACAAUAUUUGAAAAAUGAGCCUGUUCGUGGGGGAUAUAAAGUCUUCGUCCUGGUGGACUCCAAGAGCGGUUACAUGUGGGACUUUUUUGUGUACGAGGGAAAGCUCCAGGGAAGCAGCGGCUUGGGGCCCGGUUAUGAGUCAGUCAUGAUGCUAGUUGACACACCGUUGCUGGGCACCGGAUACAAGCUCUUUGUUGACCAUCUUUACUCGAGUCCUGCCCUUUUCCUCGACCUCCUUCAUAAGAAGAUCUGGGCAUGCGGACCCAUCCUUACUAAGAGAAGUGGAUGCCCAAAAAAGAAAGCAAACAGUCUGAACUCUGAAUGUGCCAGCGGCAGCAUACGCUGGAUCAGGAACGACCCCCUCCUCUUUGUCCAGUGGCGAGACACGAAGGACGUCUACCUGUGUUCAACGUUCCACACGGCACACGCACAGGACACAGUGCAGAGGAGGGUUAAAGGAGCAGAUCAGCGCUGGGUACUGAUAGACAUCCCAGUUCCCCCAGCGGUAAAGGAGUACCACCAGUGCAUGGGUGGAGUAUCCCUUUCUGACACCCGGACGGGGAACUAUAAUCUAAAUCGCAAGACCCACAGCUGGCACAAGGGUUUCUUCCAUUAUUUCCUGGACAUUGCGAUGGUGAACGCCUACCUCCUCCACACAGACAUUGCCACAGGUGAAGGACAGGUACCUCUGACCCAGAAGGCCUUCAGAGAGACUCUUGCUGAGGAGCUGGCGAAGGCGGGGUGUCACACAGGGCGUGCCAAGGUGCCUUGUGCUCCACCUACAGCACAUCACAGGCUAGUGCAUAUCAGUGGGGACAGCACGUCCGGUCGGCUGAAGUGCAGACACUGUGGUGCAAAGACACCAGUGAAGUGCUCCAGCUGUGAUAUGGCCUUGUGCUUUGUCCCCAAACGUGACUGCUACAAUGACUGGCAUGCUGCCAGGAACAUCAAAUAGUUUGCAAAUAUUUUGGGGAAAAAAUUUAUGUAAAUAGUUUGUGAGUAUAAUGGUGUUGGGCUGAAUUUGGGGGCUACCUAAUUCAUGGCCCAGAGUGGAAAUCCAGACUUUGCAUUUUCAUUCACAUGCUAAGAGAGGGUGGGGGGAGUUCCCUCCUCCUCUAUGGAAACCAUCGUUCACAGCAGACGACUGUAUCACCUUGGAGUACAACUCCUUAGAGGGGAUUACAUCAGUUGGAGAGGAAGAGGAAUUGAUGAAGACUGUGAAAUGAUCAUUAAAAGCUGUUUUUCUGUAAAUACUGUUUUGAACAGCUAUUAAGAUCAUGUUUGAUGUUUUCUUUUUUUUCUUUUUAUGCAUCCCUUUUUGUGAUGCACAAAGCGAAUUUAAUUGUUUUACAGAGCUUUGUGCAUGUAGAAGUCCAAAAUGUGUAUGCAUAUUUCCGUGUCUUCCAAAGGCAUCACAUUUGAUCUGCUAUGGCCAUCGAGUAAGCCGGUGAUGGUCCAAUUUGAAUUGAUAUGCUUUCAGGCUUCCCCUUUGUUGAAGCCAAUCUGGUUAGACCUGUGGGUUCUGUAUUUUAGACAAUCAUCUUUAACUUAUUUGAGGCUUUUUCUCCCAUGCACUAGGUGUGUAGACCCUUCCAGUUUUGUUUACUAUACUAACUCCAGUGAGUUAAGCUCCCAGUUUUAUUUACUUUAGCUGCCUUUGCUAAUGAUUACUCUGAAGGUAUGUUUCUGUAUUGAUUGUUUCAUGAUUAUUGUUUAGUGAUUAUCUUACUAUUUAGAUAAUAAACUCUAAUUUUGCA